GUUGCAUCCCACUGUGGAUGAUAUACAAGAUAGCCUCUGGACAAGGCAGGUUUAUUGAGAGAGUGAGACAGGCUUGUCAGCCUGAGAGUGACUGGGGUCCCGCCCUUGAGAAACACUGGAAAUAUGUGGAGUAUUAUCCUGCUGUCCACACAACUAUGUAUACUGUAGAUUUAGACAACCCUCCGUUGAACACCAUCACAGAUCACAUAGAGUUCACCACGGUUGGCGUUCGUGUCCCGAGUUUGUCCGAGGCUAGCCUACUGCCUGUAUCCCCCAACCUACCUCACACCAAAAAACCAAUGGACAUGCGUCAGAAAGCCAUUCUCAAUCACGCUUACAGCAAUCCUCAGUGCAAUCUCUCUUCAGGUUCCAUAGAAAAACUCAUAUCCCGUCCAUGCUCGUCAAGCGAGAGUGCUCUCAAUGAUAUCAUCAUUAUGCCGAGACCUAAGAUAAAGGUGGAGAUGAAGGAUGCUGCUGUGCAGACCGACAUCAGCUGCCUGCAGAAACCAUUGAAAAACAUAUGCCCGAGUGAAGAAAAUAUCAACUAUAUCUCACCGAAACGAAAGGCAUGGCAGUUUGGAGCAAAGCGUUCACUGUUUCGGCGCCAGCAUUUGUCUUGGCCGGAGAAUGUUGAAGUUACAAUCCCAACGUUACGGUCAGUGUCUCUACAAGAGAAUAUGGACUUGGUGACAUCUCCUUCACCUCAAACAUCUGUUGAUGAUGAUGAAAACCCUACAUUUCCCUGAGGAAUCUCCAAAACGAUCGUGGCAAGAGGAAGAUGGAGAACCAGCUGUUAUAGAAGUGGAGGUGACGCGAUUCUGAGAAACUGGAGACAUAUGCAUAUCAGUGUGGAUGAAUGGAAAAUGUCAUGAAAUGGAUAUUUUUGCUGUACAAAAUUUUGAUACAUGAAUGAAAUGGAUUUAUUAGUGACGAUCGAUCUUUGUUUGGUGCAAGUUGUCUCCCUUUGUGACUCCUGUAGUAUUUUAAAAAGAUGGAUUUGAAUAAACUGAAUUAUGUAUACUUAGUGUGUAUGUAUGUGAAGCAUGUAUCAAGCAAUGAAUGACAAAGGAUUUCACUCAGAAUAUGACAGCAGGUUUUGCACUGUAUCUCAGUUUUAUCAGGUAGCAGGUUUGUAGCCUAGAUGCAAGUUCAGUGAUGAGAUCCAUGACAAUGUGUACUAAAUAAAUAUGUCUUGACAUGCACAUCUUGAUCCAGUAUGCCCUGGUUGAUCCCAGUUUUACAAAAUAUGCUAAUACUCUGCCUGCAAAUAAUUGUUUGUUUUCUCUGAGAAGUCAAUAUUCUGGCGAUUUCCUAAAUUUUCUCAAAUUUAUCUGCUUUAUAUAGUUAUCCUUGUUCAAAAUGGGAAUGUGUUGCUACUACCUUGGUUGACAUUCUUUGCAGAGUUGUGUCCCUUACUUGUGUAAGGAUUGUGUGUGUCCCAUGUGAAAAUCCUUGAAUCAGACUGUCAUGAUCUGUGGUCUGUCAGCACCUUGCUGAAUAGGACCAGGGCCCACAUGCAUAAAGUGAUCUUAGCAGUCUGAAAUACAGUUUUACUCAGAAUUCAAUGUAACUGGAGAAUAUGUACAGUUUGGUUGGUGGAUUAUUGUGGAAGAUGUGGAUGUAUGAAUGUAGACUUAGAAUAUUUGUUUCCUCAAGCUUUAAUUAAACAAGUUAUAUGUCAUGGCUAUUUUUAGAAUUUUAUUAGAUCUGAAAACUUAUUUUCUUAUUUCUGAAUGUACAUUUUCACAUCAAAUCAGACAAUGGUUUGUUUUGAAGACGUGUUGUUAUUAUAUUAAAAAUGAAAUUUCUGUUUGAUUUUCUUUUCUUAAAACUAUUUAAUGUUUACAACAUUGUUGAUAUUUUUUACUUAACCAAUAAAUCAAAUUGGCAUCAUCUGUUGUAUGUUAGAUAAUGGUGCCCCACAAAUUGUAAUUAGUAGAUGCAGAGGACAGCAACGUAUCCUUCAUACCACUCAUAAAGAAAAUAAAGAACACUCGAUUUCUCAUAUAUGAUUAGAGUUCAUAUGCAUGGCCACUCUUAAGGUCAAAAUAUUUUCAUAUGAUUAUGAUUAAUCUGUCAUGCCUCUGAUAAAUGUCUACUCAUAUGAGAAAUAAUGGUGUUAUUGAACUUUUUUGAGUAGUAAACUGAAGUACAAAAGAAACUACACACAUGGUGUUUUGGCAACAUGUACAUAAUAUUUUUGACUUGUAAAUCACAAUCAAAUCACUUUUUAGGUUAUUUACGUUGUUGUUGUUUUUGUUUAGGUAAAUGAUUCCAAAGCAUGAUGUGUAUACUUUCUUUUGUUCAUCAGUAUGUAUACAGUAACAGGCCAAGUUGUCUGCUAAAUCGUGCAUAUAGAAUGGUAUUGUGACACUUACUCAUAUGUAUUCUACUUGACUUCUACAACUGAGAAUGAUGGGACUGUACAAUAUAGUUUUCAUGUUGGGUUUUAGAGCAUGUAUUAUAAAAUCAGCAUCGUUGUUUCAUGUACAGUGUUGAGGCACAUGUUGAUGUCAAUGGUGUAUAUAAGAAUUUCAUACAGUACAAUCUCUUCUCAUGCUUCGGCUGUGAUACGUAUAUAUACACAACAUGUAAAGGAUGCUUAUGUAUACAUACUGAUGCAUUGGGUGGUUGAUAUAUAUGUAUAUACGUGGAGUAAUUACAGAUUUCACUUGAUUAGUACGACUGAUACACAUACAGGAGAAUUACCCUGUAUUUGUUUAGAACUUGUUUAUGGAUCCGGACUCAAAAUCUUUUCACCAAGUUGAAGACAUGUAUCUGGCACAGCCGUGAGUGAAAACGUCACCUGUACGACUUCUUUGAGUGGCAUUUUAGAAGCUGGGAAGUACGAAACAGACAAACUUUAUGGAUAACAACUUCUUUAUUUCGUGAGUGCGAUGUUUCAAGACAGAUUCUUGUACCGUUGUCAAGUAAGAAUCUGUAUCGAAACAUGAAUCUGUAUCGAAACAUCUCACUCAAAGAAGUUGGUUUCUAUAACGUUUAUCUAUAUUGUCACCUGUACAGGCCAUUACAUGAGACAAAAUGUUUUUGGGGGGGCCAGAAAAGACAAAUGUUUUUAAGGACUGAAUUUUAUGUGAGUUCACGGAGUAUGAACGUUGUGGAGUGAGGGCUGAAUGAAAGUUGGAGCCUGCUUCGUAUAGUUCCAAUAAUAAGUUGUAUAGUGAUUUCCGUUACGAACGUAUGGAAAUUAUGGAUGAAAAUCUGUUAAUGUACUAUGGCCUAAAUAUAUACAUAUACCAUUCCCCACUUACGUUAUGAGCUUCAUCAACUGGUUGUGUUUUACAAAGUUUUUAUUUUUAGACAAAUAUGCUCCUGUAUGAUAGCACUAGGGCUGUGUUAUAGCUUUGUUUCUGAUAGAAUUUACUUUUAAUUCUGUUAUACUUCUGUUGUCAAUAAAAAGAAAACAUAUAUAGAAGUAUUGAUAUAUAUUUGCUGUGCCAAGCAAUUCGUUGAACAAUUUAAUUACCCUGUGAUAUUGUAUCAUGUGUGUGCAAUAGCUGAUGUUGAUAAGCCAUGUACUCCAACAUAUAUAAGUAUACAUAGAUAUUGAGGGAAAUAUGUAUCUAUUCUACUGGUCACUGUAUGCAAUAUUUUACAUAUGCAUAAACACAUGUAUAUAGUUUGCACCUGAAAAUGAGUAUUGAUCAUAAUUUGUAUGUUUUCUAGCCAGAGAUUGUUUCUGAAGGUUGAAGUGAAUGUAAUGUUGUGAAGAAGAAAUAUACUCAGUGUUGGUAGUUUGUUGUAUAAGUGAUCAAUGUUGUGUAGAACAGAGUAGUGGUGAUACAGACAGGACGUAUAUAUAGCUUAUUUCUACUUGUUUCUCAGAUGUAUUGUGGGUUGGACAUCACAAUAUUGUGAACAUGACAUUUCUGUACAGUUUCUUAUUAAGGGGAUUAAAACCAGUUCCUUCUUCU
Haliotis rubra (blacklip abalone) is the source of this 3935-nucleotide messenger RNA. RefSeq lists its product as uncharacterized. The transcript has 5 exons. Lineage: Eukaryota; Metazoa; Mollusca; Gastropoda; Lepetellida; Haliotidae. The record is from RefSeq and is a predicted model, not a curated record. Bases 18 to 746 code for a protein of 242 amino acids.